Molecule: messenger RNA, 3166 nt
Organism: Scleropages formosus (Asian bonytongue)
Lineage: Eukaryota; Metazoa; Chordata; Actinopteri; Osteoglossiformes; Osteoglossidae
Gene: nup107
Product: nucleoporin 107
Exons: 28
Coding region: 303-3059 (918 amino acids)
Biological process (GO): mRNA export from nucleus; post-transcriptional tethering of RNA polymerase II gene DNA at nuclear periphery; protein import into nucleus
Cellular component (GO): nuclear pore; nuclear pore outer ring
Molecular function (GO): structural constituent of nuclear pore
Source: RefSeq, a predicted model, not a curated record
UGCAUCUGACUGCGCUUAGAUGUAAUCGAUCGUGCUCAAAUAAUAUUUCUAGAGGUUUAUUUUGAAAGCCAGUCUUACAUUUUCAUUUUUUUUUGUUUUCAAAUUAAACUGGACCGAUGUGCUAAAACACGAGCGGUAGAUGACUACGAAUACAAGCCCACAAUGGUCUUGUAAAAGUUUGCAUCUAGGUGCUCGGCGCUCGACUGCGGUGCCUGGCGAGCGGGAACGAGAAGUCUAGAAGAGGAGCCCGAGCUGGAGCUCGCUGUAUGCUGUCGCUACCAGAGUGAAGAAGCGGCGGAGAUAUGGAGUGGGCUCAGAAUGUGUUGAUGUCCCCAGUGGUGCGGGACGCAGAGGUCACCAGGGCAGCACGCAGAAAAAGCUCCCACAAAAAGGUUGCGUUCCCCUCUCCACGGAAUGACUCUCCUGGAGCUGCCAUCACUCCGGAACGGCCCUUGAUACGCCACACUCCUGGAUCACUCUUUAAGCAGACAUUCACCCCAAGGAGCGCAGUACGGAAUCCAGAUGUGUCAGCCAUUUUGGGGACUGGGAGCAGGUCACCUCGCUUUGUGCAUACUCCCCGCCUUCUGGGCAGCACCAGUAUGAACCUAGAUGAAAGCAACUGGACCAGCAGCUUCUAUCCAUCCCCCAUUUCAGGCUUGGGCGAAGCUUCAUUCACAGAUGACAUCAACAUGAGCGCUGUCAUGAUGAAAGAGGAAGACCCAGGAGAGGCUGCUUCUGUCAGCCUCUUCCCAGAAUUCUUGCACUCCUACCUCAGACACUCUUCGAGUGCCAUCUUUGAUCUGCUGGAGGAGUAUGAGACCGUAUGUCAAGACAAGGUGGGCACACUACAGAGGAUUGUUCUCAGGGCUACGCCUGGGCAACAGAAGUUCUCUAAGACGGCCAGUGUGAGGUGGCUGUUGCAACAGGAGAUGGUGACUUGGCGUCUUAUUACUUCUCUGUACAGGGAUCGUAUCCAAUCUGCUCUGGAAGAUGAUAUGAUGGAUGUAACUGUACCCAGUGAGAGUGAGAAACUGGUGAUGGAGCAGCUGUUCCACAGAGAUUCCCUAGUGCGUCAGAGUCAGCUUGUUGUGGACUGGUUGGAGAGCAUUUCAAAGGAUGAAAUAGGGGAUUUCUCUGACAACAUAGAGUUCUAUGCUAAAUCAGUUUACUGGGAGAACACAUUACACACCCUGAAACAAAGGAGAGUCACAACCCACACGGCUUUCAAUCGGCCCCUGGUCACUGAGCUGGACCCUGAUGCACCUAUUCGUCAGAAGCGUCCUCUGGCUGACCUGGAUCAGGAAGAUGAUGCUCGACUGCUCAAGUACCUUUUCACCCUCGUGCGGGCAGGCAUGACAGAUGAGGCACAGCGGCUGUGCAAGCGCUGUGGACAGGCUUGGAGGGCGGCCACACUGGAAGGUUGGAAACUGUAUCAUGACCCCAACAUAAAUGGAGGGGGUGCAGAGCUGCAGCCCGUUGAGGGAAACCCUCAGCGUUGUGUGUGGAAGGUGUGUUGCUGGAGGAUGGCAGAAGAGGAGCAGUUCAACAGAUAUGAGCGGGCCAUUUACGCUACACUCAGUGGGAACCUGAAACAGCUGCUGCCAGUGUGUGAGACAUGGGAGGACACUGUGUGGGCCUACUUCCGUGUGCUGGUGGACACCCUGGUGGAGCAGGAGUUGCGCUCCUCUGGCAUGGCCAGCGAAGAGCUGGAGGAGUUACCCCGGGAGUACCUUGAGGCAAACUGGACACUAGAGAAGGUGUUUGAGGAGCUACAGGCCACUGAAUCAAAGAGAGUGCUGGCAGAGACCAGGGAGCAUUACCAUGUAAUACAGAAGUUUGUCAUCCUAGGAGACCUGGAUGGCCUACUCGAUGAGUUCAGUGAUUGGCUGAGUUCUGGUGUGCCCCUGCCCUCCCAUCUGCUGCGCUUCAUGACUCACCUGCUCUUGUUUUACCGCAGCCUGGGCAUGCAGCUCAAGGAGGAGGUUACUGUAGAUGUUUUGAAGGCUUACCUCCAGCUGCUGAUCAGUGAGAAGCACACAGACCUCAUCGCUUUCUAUGUCAGCCACCUGCCUCAAGAUAUGGCAGUGUCCCAGUAUGCACACUUCCUUGAAUCUGUGACUGAGACGGAGCAGCGCAAGCAUUGUCUGGAGCUUGCCCGGGAAGCAGGGCUGGAUGUGGCUGCGGUCACCAAGACAGUUGUUGAAAACAUCCGUGAAAGAGAUGUGGAGGACUUUGCGCAUCAUGACCUCACCCCUGCUUUGGACACUGGUACCUCUGAGGAGGACCAGAGGAAAGUAGAUGUGAUCGACUGGCUAGUGUUUGACCCAUCACAACGUGCCGAAGCCCUAAAGCAGAGUAAUGCCAUUAUGAGGAGGUUUCUGGCCUCCAAGAAGCACGAUGCAGCCAAAGAGGUGUUUGCCAGGGUGCCUGAAGAUUCCAUGCGGGAGAUCUACAGGCAGUGGGAGGAACAGGGCGCAGACACACCUCUGCCAGCUGAGGAUGAGAAUGCCAUCCGAGAGCACCUCUGUAUCCGUGCCUACCUGGAGGCCCAUGAAGCCUUCAAUGAGUGGUUCAAGAACAUGAACUCACCCCCACAGAAGCCCACCCUCUCAUCCCAGGCUAAGUUCACAGAGAAGGUAGCCCAUGAGCUGAAGGAGAAGGAAUACAAGAUAGAGUAUGAUAACUGGAAGAGCCGGCUGGAGGCUCUGACAGACGAUGUUAAGGAGAGGAUCUACAAUGUACUGCUGUUUGUGGAUGGGGGCUGGAUGGUGGAUGUCAGGGAGGAUGGCGAGGAGGACCCUGAGCGCACCCACCAGAUGGCAAUGCUGCGCCGUCUUUGCCUUCCCAUGAUGUGCUUCCUACUGCACACUGUAUUACACAGCACUGAGCAGUACCAGGAGAGCUUACAGCUGGCUGACAUUGUUGCCUCUGACCAGCACCGCCUCUACCAGGUUUUCUCUAAAGAAGAACUGCGCAAGUUCCUGAUGAAGUUGAGGGAGUCAUCCCUGCUCUUGCUGGACCAGGGCCUGGACCCCCUAGGCUAUGAGAUUCAACAAUAGAUUGUUCUGUGCAAUAGCUCAAUGCUUACUUUUCUCUUAACAUUGUUCAUAUUUGCAUCCAGUCAAGAAAAUAGAGCUUACAGAUUUUCUGUACCCAAUAAAUGAUU